Trametes versicolor FP-101664 SS1 is the source of this 1095-nucleotide messenger RNA. RefSeq lists its product as uncharacterized. The coding region runs from base 1 to 1095 and encodes 364 amino acids. The record is from RefSeq and is a predicted model, not a curated record. NCBI's taxonomy places the organism in Eukaryota, Fungi, Basidiomycota, Agaricomycetes, Polyporales, Polyporaceae. The transcript is spliced from 7 exons.
AUGGCCAACUCUCUUUCAGCGUACCGUUAUUCUUCUUUUGGUCUCUUCAUUCUCUGCAACGCUGUCGUAUGCUGUGUAUCUGUGUGGAAUUUGGCCCUUGCUCAACAAAUAGGCUGGAAUCCACUCAUUGACGCAUACAUGAUAACUAUUGGCGCGCUCGGGAUCCUCUUCAUCUUCCCUGUCUUGUGCAUCGACCUACUACGCAAAAACUCCCUUGUUGGCCGCGUGUGGUUCGAGUGCAUAUGGGUUGGUGUGUUCUGGGUCCUUCAAUUAGCUGGAGCGGCAGCCAUUACUGCUAUCUUGCCCAAUCUUCUAUGCAGCGUUGCAGCUGAUAUUCUUCAACCUUCCUCAUGCAUAUCAACCAAGGUGCUCCUAGCAUUCGCAUGGCUCGGCGCCGUCAAUCUGCUCGUCUACUUCUGUGUCCUGAUGGCCACCGUCAUCUACCACAUGAAGGACGAUUCGCAAGUCUGGUCCGGAAACACGCGCAUGUAUCCUUGGUACAGAGUGCGCGAAGCUCUCCCCAGCGGCCGGCCAGAGCCCCUCCGGACCUGGUCGAAACCGCCCGUCCCCGCCGCCACGCCCCAGAUCCGCCUCCCCUCCGACCUCUCCCGCCGCUCAAGUACCCGGAGCUCGAUGUUCGACAGCGAGAAGCUCUCGGCCGUCCCGAGCAGGACGCCGAUGACGUCGAAUAAGUCCGCGCGCAUCCUCCAGAGCGCAUGGAUCUCAGCGACGGUGACCCCCGCGUCGCCGCCCUCCGACGGCUCGUCCGAGUACGGCACGUCCUCGUCGGACCUCACGUCGACCCCCACAGGCAUCCCGCCCUCCGCGAUGUACAUUCCGUACUCAUCCACCAUCAAGCCGUCGCCACUCGGCACCGGGCCCCCGCCACGCUCGAGCUCGCUCUCCGCCACGUUCGGCGGUGCACCACUGAGCGCCGCGCCAUCACGUAAGGGCGGCGCGAUACCGCCGUCACCACUGGUACCGUCCGUGGGCCGGAAAAACAGUUCUUCGGGCCCGCGCCCGAAGUCGAAGCGCAAGUCGACGCGGCCGCCCCCGCUUGAUAUGACACGGUUGCACAGUGCGUACGGCCGAUGA